This is a messenger RNA of Heterotrigona itama, 1486 nucleotides long. Lineage: Eukaryota; Metazoa; Arthropoda; Insecta; Hymenoptera; Apidae. The record is from the annotation of a GenBank genome assembly.
AUGGAGAUAGUGAGAGUUAGUAGUUUUUAAUUAAUCGUGGCGGAACUGGUGAGCUCGAUGGCGCGAGGAAAUUGCCACGUUUCAAGGAUCAGUUUUGUGCGUUCGAUCGUUUGAAAUUGAUCGUGGUGAAAUUAUUCGUUGCAAAGAUGCAGAAGAUCCAACGUAUCGGGAAAUAAAUGUUUGAAGCUUCUUGAAUGCUUCAGAAUGCCAUCCGAUGAACAGAGAAACUCUCAGGUAUCAGAACGAAGAAGUAUCGAGUAAGGAGAGCUUUAUAAAAAGCUUCACUUGGAGAAGAGUAGUAGCAAAGGAUUGGGAACACGUCGGGAUGCAACUUUCGUUGCCAGUGAGGCAUAUUUUAACGAUUCGCACGAUGUCAGAGAUUUCAACGUUAAAUGUGUUGAAGCAGCCUGGUCGUGUCUGUUCCAGGUGGUUUCGCCGUAGGCAGCCGCGAGAGAUGUGGUCGCGCACGCGAUUCUUGCUGCUGGCGUGGACGAUCGUGUUGUUGGCUGGUGCACGGCUGAGCAACGGAUCGCAGAGGCCGCGUCUCGGCGGCGCCGUCAACAUCUUCAGCCGUUACGGCUACCUCAGCAUCAGCAUGAGAGUGGUCCCCAGAAACGACACGGACACGUGGAUCUUCCGAGAGCCGACGUUAGACGUUUUCAGGAAUCCGACACCCGUGGUCGUUAAACAACGGCAACAGGCGGCCGUGUUCGACGGGGACUUCCACAUGGAGUUCUGCGACAACGUCCGCCAACUUUUGCAAGCCUAUUUCCGGGACUUCACGUUCGAGCGGCUGGAGAGACCGUGGCGAGCUUUCAGCGCCAGCUGGUCCAAAGCGGCCAUUGCUCGUCAUUUGGGCAUCAACUCGUCGUUCAUCACCGGUGAACAUUGUUACGUGCUGGUGCGCGUCGCCAGGUUCCGCGAGAAUCAGAAACUGGCCAGCACCGCGGAUUCGAUGAUUCUGGACGAGGCCGUGCUCCGGGAAACGGAGAACGUCACGGUUGGAGAUACCGCCAGCGUGGUUCGAUUCAUCAAACACUUCGGAUCGCACUACAUCGCUGCUUAUGUCACUGGCAACUCUUUGUAUCAGGUGUUCGUGUACACGCAACAAGCAUACCUGCGCAUCAAAGAGCGGCUGAAGACCCGCGGCGUGGCCGAUUUAUCGAACAUCGAGUUGAGCAACUAUUUCUCACCGUGGUACGCGGAGCACAUGGGCUCGAUACAAGCAGCAAGCGGAAAUCGCACCGUCGAGGCCUGGGCGGUGGAACGGCUUCGAAACCAAUACUACAUUUUCUCGUACGCCAGCUUGCUGAAAUUACACGGUGACGGGAUGCUGCUGAAGCAACUGGACAAUUUAUUGGAGAACGAGGCGUUGUUACAGCUUCAGCUGAAGACGCUCGCGCCGAUCUUCAAAGAUCGUCAACGGCGCGAGUGGUUCCUCGAGGUGAUCGACAAUUACUUUAAGUUAUGGGAGGUGAACAUGUGA